Molecule: messenger RNA, 1934 nt
Organism: Ipomoea nil (Japanese morning glory)
Lineage: Eukaryota; Viridiplantae; Streptophyta; Magnoliopsida; Solanales; Convolvulaceae
Product: metal transporter Nramp6-like
Exons: 14
Coding region: 162-1772 (536 amino acids)
Biological process (GO): metal ion transport
Cellular component (GO): membrane
Molecular function (GO): manganese ion transmembrane transporter activity; cadmium ion transmembrane transporter activity
Source: RefSeq, a predicted model, not a curated record
UACACGUAACUGCCUGCCUUUCUUCCUUGUACUCCAUCCAAUUUCCUCUCCUCCUCUUCUCUUCUCUUCUGGACAUACUGGUGCAGGCCUAGUUUUAAUAUUUAUAUAUUUAUGUUGCAUUGAAUUGAAACGGAGGUUCGGAAUAAAGGGGAGUUGUAAAAAUGGCGGCUUUGCAAUCGGCACAGUCCCAGUUCAUGACCAGCUCCGCCAAUCGGAGCCUCUCCAAUGAGCCACUCAUUGAUAACAUUGAACACGACCAGAUUGUCGUACCUGAUAAGAAAAGCUGGAAAAACUUCUUUUCAUAUUUGGGUCCAGGCUUCCUUGUUUGUAUAGCUUAUAUUGACCCUGGAAACUUUCAGACAGAUCUGGAGGCUGGAGCUCAGUACAAAUAUGGGUUACUAUGGAUCAUACUAUUGGCCUCGUUUGCUGCUCUUCUAAUCCAAUCUCUUGCAGCAAACCUCGGAGUUGUCACAGGGAAGCAUUUAGCGGAGCAUUGUAGAAAGGAAUACUCCAGGGUGCCAAAUUUCAUCUUAUGGGUUCUUGCGGAAGUUGCUAUCGUUGCGUGUGACAUUCCUGAAGUGAUUGGAACAGCUUUUGCUUUGAACAUGCUCUUUAAAGUACCACUGUGGUGUGGUGUACUUAUUACGGGAUGCAGUACAUUGGUUCUAUUAUUAUUACAACAAUAUGGGGUGAGGAAACUCGAGAUAUUCAUUGCUUUCUUAGUAUUCACUAUUGUUGGAUGCUUUUGCGUGGAGCUUGGGUACGCAAAGCCAAACUCCUCUGAAGUUCUUGAAGGCCUUUUUGUGCCUAAACUCAAGGGAACUGGGGCUACUAAGCUUGCUAUUUCCCUUCUCGGCGCAAUGGUUAUGCCGCACAAUCUUUUCCUCCAUUCAGCUUUGGUGCUUUCUAGGAAAAUUCCAAGAUCUUUAAAUGGUAUCAAAGAGGCGUGCACAUUUUACCUGAUCGAGAGUGGCAUAGCUUUAAUAGUGGCCUUUAUCAUUAACGUGUGCGUUAUAUCGGUGAGUGGUGCAGUUUGCAAUUCCCCAAAUUUGAGCGAGGAGUAUCAGGAGAGCUGCUCAGAUUUGGACCUGAACAAAGCCUCAUUUUUACUGAAAAACGUUCUAGGCAAUUGGAGUUCCAAGCUCUUUGCGAUUGCGUUGCUAGCAUCAGGACAGAGUUCUACCAUAACGGGGACUUACGCUGGGCAAUACGUUAUGCAGGGUUUUCUUGAUUUAAGGUUGAAGCCUUGGAUUAGGAACAUGCUUACUCGGGGCUUAGCCAUCGUUCCAAGUCUAAUUGUUUCAAUUAUCGGUGGCUCUGCUGGGGCUGGAAAUUUAAUCAUUAUUGCAUCGAUGAUCUUAUCAUUUGAACUCCCCUUUGCUCUCAUUCCGUUGCUCAAAUUCACGAGCAGCAAAACCAAGAUGGGUGUACACGCCAACUCAAAAAUAAUUUCUGCGAUCACUUGGAUAAUCGGGUCAUUGAUCAUGGGAAUCAACAUCUAUUACCUUGCAGAGAAGUUAGUUACUUCCCUCAAGAACAGUGAUUUGAAGAUGGUGGGCAAGGUGUUGUGUGGAAUCUUGGGGUUCACGGGAUUGUUGGUCUACUUGGGAAGCAUCGCAUACCUAGUCAUCCGAAAAAACAAGGAACGCACCCACCUUCUCGCACUCGCUGCCGUCGAUGGGUCACCAAACGGCAACGAGCCAAGUCUACCCCGAGAGGACAUUCGGAGCAUGCAACUGCCGGAGAAGAGGUCUACUUUAGAUGUGGAGUGAAGGAGUGAUAGUAUAGGUCGGAAGAUAUAAAUGACAACCUAACUAGGUGGAAAUAGAGGUAGCAACAUGGAUAGUGGUUGGUGUUUUCUUUCCAUUUUGAUGUUAAGGUUUUAGAUAUCAUAAGCUGUACGUGUGUGACGUGCUAUUAAUGUUAAAAGUUUA